CUUCCUUCGGAUUCCGGAUUUGUUAACGCAACGCAAAAAAACACUGCACUGCGGAGUCACGACGCGGAAUAAAAUUCUCACGCGAGCACGCACAAGGAUUGAAACAUCUCUGCGAUUUGGGCGACUUGUUCGUCAAACGAACGUACUAGCUAGAUAGACGACAAACAACCGAUCCUUGACAGGAAGAAGAAGAAGCUUUGCGACAUCGCGCACUCUAAAUUAUUCGCACCGCGAGCGUGUCCUCUUACCUUUGUAAUUUGACGUGCGAGAGUUGUCGUGUGCUCGAUCGCAUCGCGACCGGAAAAAUUUAAAACGCGCGUUAUGCAAAUGCGCGUGUUGCUUGAAACACAAUCGAUAUUCAGGGACGACGGUCUAUACCGUCCGUCCUUGUUUUCCGUCGAAACGUCAUAUCGUUUCGUGUCGAUGAUGUCGAUCAUUCGUGCGCGAUAAGAACGAAAAAUUCGAUUCGUUCUUCGCAAACUUCGUCGCUUAACGGAAAAGUGACAGAAAUAUUCCGAUAUCGAAGAUUUCGGUGUAACCUGAGCGCGCCUCAAUCAGGGGCCGUUUGGGCUUUCGCAAACGUCGCAGUUUUUCUUUCGAUUUCCGAUUAUUCGCGACAAAAAAAUGCGAAGAUCAACGUGAGAGUUGAGAUUUUUUCGCAAGUUCGUUCGCGCAAAUUCGGCAAAAUCUAUCGAAAUCUCGGCGUUUUGGAUCUCUCGCGUCAACGAUCGAAGGGACUCGUGGUUCUUCGUCCAACUUUUUUUUUUUUUUUUUACAAAUCACUCGCCGAUCGAUCGCAAGUGUCGAGAGUUUCGCGAUUGUUGGCGAAUAUUUAGCUUCGUCACGACUCCGCAAUCUCGUCAGGUGAAGAAAAUAAUGCGCAGCCGACAAGUAAAAUUCGAAAAGGAGACGCGCACGGAUUUCGCUUCUUGGAUCACAUGUUUGUGAAAUCGCGGCUUCGCGUCGGUCGAUCGAGCGGCUGCGGCGCCGCAUGAUUUUCGGAACUUCCGCGAGGAGAAGAGAGUGAGAGAGAGAGAGAGAGAAAGAGAGAGAGAAAGAACAUCAGGAAAGCAACGAUCAGCGGAGCUAUCGGUGUGACACGUUGUUUGAUACGGAGAUAUCAGCUGCUAACUCGGCUAGUGCGGAUUAUUUUUUACAAUAUGUCAGACUGGGAUACCGCGCCUAUUACUCUGCGAAAACGUGUUCCGAAAUCGUCGACUCUGAAAACCGAGAAGGCGGUAAACGACGCACGACGACAAGGAUACCAGGUAGAAACCCAGGCGAAAUGUAAGUGGGGUGGUGGAGCAAAUAGGCAACACGUAACUACAAAGAACACAGCCAAAUUGGAUCGGGAAACCGAGGAAUUAAAACAUGAUCAAAUCCCCCUUGAACUUGGCAAACUUAUCCAACAAGGUCGUCAGAGCAAAGGAUUGUCUCAGAAAGAUCUUGCUACGAAAGUAAACGAGAAGGCGCAAGUCAUCAACGACUACGAAGCGGGUCGCGGAAUUCCAAAUCAGAUGGUGAUCGGCAAAAUCGAGCGAGUACUCGGAAUUAAAUUGCGUGGUAAAGAUCGCGGCAAACCCUUAGUGGCCCCCGGGACGAAGAAGUGAAUCUCGGGGGGCAAUUUGGUACUUUCGAUUCUUAUACACUGUUCCCGUGGAAGAAUUAUGAGGAGGAUGGUAGAAUGGAAUAAUGAAAAAAAAAAAAAAAAAAUGCACAA
Pseudomyrmex gracilis is the source of this 1720-nucleotide messenger RNA. RefSeq names its product endothelial differentiation-related factor 1 homolog (gene mbf1). Gene Ontology annotation, cellular component: nucleus. Bases 1161 to 1610 code for a protein of 149 amino acids. The record is from RefSeq and is a predicted model, not a curated record. Lineage: Eukaryota; Metazoa; Arthropoda; Insecta; Hymenoptera; Formicidae. Gene Ontology annotation, molecular function: DNA binding. The transcript is spliced from 4 exons.